AUGUCAUCCGACUCUACAUUGGCGGACACGAAGGGAACGUCUCCUUUGGGUCUGUUCCCUGAGCAGAAGGGCGUCUAUGGCAGCGAUGGCCACAUCCAAAUUCCAUCCACGCCAGAGCUAGAAAGCAAGGAAGAGUCGACGGCCCAUCGUGUACUCCCAGAUGAUGAAGCCACGGACGAUCCCAACGAAUAUCCCCAGGGCAUCACCCUCACCAUGAUCAUGGUGGCGUUGGUCAUCAGUUUGUUCCUCGUUUCGCUUGACCAGACCAUCGUGGCCACCGCAAUUCCCAAAAUCACUGAUACCUUCCAUAGUCUGGACGACGUGGCAUGGUAUGGCUCGGCCUUCUUCAUGACACUGGGAGGAUUCCAGUCGACAUGGGGGAAGACGUAUAAGUACUUUCCCCUGAAGACGACCUUUCUGCUCUCCGUUUUUGUCUUCGAGUUAGGCAGCCUGGUCUGCGGCGUUGCUCCCAACUCGACCGCCCUUAUCGUCGGCCGUGCGAUUGCUGGCCUCGGCGCUGCGGGUAUCGGCUCUGGUACGUAUAUCAUCAUCGGAUUUGCUGCUGAACCGGCCAGACGGCCCAUGUUCACGGGCAUCAUUGGGGCCAGCUAUGGCAUCGCGUCCGUGGUAGGUCCCCUCGUUGGCGGCGCCUUUACCCAGAAGGUUUCAUGGCGAUGGUGUUUCUACAUCAACCUGCCUAUCGGAGGCGUCACCGCAUUCAUUAUCCUGUUCUUCUUCCACACCCCGAAGAGCGCAAAACCGGUUCCUGCUCCGAUCAAGGAGAGAAUCCUGCAGAUGGAUCCCGUCGGAACAGCCAUGGUUAUGGGCGCGGUGAUCUGCUACCAGCUAGCAUUGCAGUACGGUGGACAAUCACGGUCGUGGUCUUCCAGCGAGGUAGUGGGUAUGCUGGUUGGUUUUGGGGUCAUCACAAUCGCUUUCGCCGCGUGGGAGAGGUGGCAGGGCGAGCGAGCCAUGAUGGUGCUGCGAUUGAUGCGUCGGCGCUCCGUGUGGGUGAACAGUGUUUUUGCCUUCUUCACGGCAGGUUCCUACUACGUCGGCAUAUACUAUCUUCCCAUUUACUUCCAGAGCAUUGAUAAUACAAGCCCCACGGGUUCGGGCGUCCGCAAUCUGCCGCUUAUCCUGGCCGUCAGCGUGUGCACCAUCGCCUCUGGCACCGGCAUUUCCAUCACUCGUAUUGCGACUCCGGUCAUGCCCCCAUCGAUUGCGAUUGCUACAGUUGGGGCCGGGCUCCUCUAUACACUCGAUAUUGGCAGCGCCGCUGGCAAGUGGAUCGGCUACCAGAUCCUCGGUGGCAUUGGUUGGGGCACUUGCUUUCAGAUCCCUAUGAUCGUGGCCCAAAGCUACUCGAGUCCGCAGGACCUGGCAUCUGUGACUGCAAUCAUCUUAUUCUACCAGACGCUCGGCGGCGCCUUCUUCGUCUCAGCGGCUCAGUCGGCCUUUGUGAACACGAUGAUUGCGAAGUUGCCCAACACGGCGCCGGGCGUGGAUGCAGCGACUGUGGUGGCCACGGGCGCAACGGAGCUGCGUACCAUCUUUGCCGCCUCCCAAGUGCCGGGGAUUCUGGUGGCCUAUAUGGCCGGGAUCAAGGUGGCAUUUGCAAUUGCCAUUGGGGGGGCUGGGAUCGCUUUCGUGGCCAGUUUGUUCAGUAACUGGCGGCGUCUGGGGUCUGAAGCGCUGAAGAACGCGGGGGGAACAGCAUGA
Aspergillus tanneri is the source of this 1722-nucleotide messenger RNA. Its product is annotated as MDR family MFS transporter. The record is from RefSeq and is a predicted model, not a curated record. Gene Ontology annotation, molecular function: transmembrane transporter activity. The coding region runs from base 1 to 1722 and encodes 573 amino acids. Gene Ontology annotation, biological process: transmembrane transport. The transcript has 4 exons. Lineage: Eukaryota; Fungi; Ascomycota; Eurotiomycetes; Eurotiales; Aspergillaceae.